AUUUCAGAUCCACAAAAGCAAAAGUUUUUGGAUAAAAACAGAAACAGAAACAAACUCAAAAAAGCUUCUUUCUUUCUUACAACACUUGACAACAUGUCUGAAAACGAUAUCCACCACCACCACCCUGCUCCUCCUCCUCAUCCGCCGCCGUCCACGUCAUCAUCACCACCGCCUAAAUCAUCUCGCCCCACCACCAUAACUCUCCCGCCACGCUCCUUCAAUGAAACAUUCUUCUCCAGUAAUACUUCUACUACUACUACGCCAAAUUUGGGCUUGGGCUUUAGUCCGGGCCCCAUGACUCUUGUCUCUAGCUUCUUCUCCGACUCCGAUGACUUCAAAUCAUUCUCUCAGCUCCUCGCCGGCGCCAUGUCCUCUCCCGCCGCCGUCGUGAAAGCUCCUGCCUUUCCUGUUUCAUCAACAGAAGACUGUAAAGUCUCCGCCGGAGAUACUUCCCGGCCGGCGAAUUUGUCGGUUGUGCCUCCCCCGCCGAUGUUUAGUCCGAUGGGUCUUCUUGAUUCACCUGGGUUCGGUCUAUUUUCUCCCCAGGGAGCCUUUGGAAUGACACACCAGCAGGCCUUAGCGCAGGUUACUGCUCAGGCUGCACAUUCCCAUAUGCAAAAUCAAGCACAGUAUUCGUCGUCUUUAACACCGGUUACGGAAAUGUCUUCUGCACAAUUUUCAUCCAUCAGUACUGAUUCAACUAUGCAACAGCAGAUGCUAGCGUUGAAUCCAAAUCCUAGUACGUAUGUAAAGGAAUUGUCGGAUGUUAACUGUGCUGAUCAAAGAUCCUUAGCUUGUGCUGUUAGUGUCGAUAAACCAGCUGAUGAUGGCUACAACUGGAGAAAAUAUGGGCAGAAACAGGUGAAAGGUAGUGAAUUUCCUCGAAGUUAUUACAAAUGUACGCAUCCCAACUGUCCUGUCAAGAAAAAAGUUGAGCGGUCUCUUGAUGGUCAAGUAACUGAAAUUAUCUACAAAGGGCAACACGGCCAUCAACCUCCGCAAUCCAAUAAGCGUGGGAAGGACGCUGGAAAUUUGAAUGGAAAGUUGAAUAAUCAGAGUAAUCUUGAACUAGCUUCCCAGUUUCAAAGUGGCAGUGUGAACAAAUUGACAGAAAGGAAUUAUCAGGAAUCAAGCCAGGCUACACGUGAACAGAUAUCUGGGACAAGCAGCAGUGAAGAAGUUGGUGAUUCUGAAACUGGUGGAGAUGAAAAUGAUGACGAUGAACCCAAUUCCAAGAGAAGAAAUACAGAAGUCAAGGUAACAGAGCCAGUUUCUUCGCACAGGACUGUCACGGAGCCCAGAAUCAUUGUCCAGACCACCAGUGAAGUUGAUCUUUUAGAUGAUGGAUAUAGAUGGCGCAAGUAUGGGCAGAAAGUUGUCAAAGGCAAUCCUUAUCCAAGGAGCUACUAUAAAUGCACAACUGCAGGCUGCAAAGUUCGAAAACAUGUUGAGAGAGCUGCAAGUGACCGAAGAGCUGUAAUAACAACAUACGAAGGCAAACAUAACCAUGAUUUACCAGCUGCUAAAGGAAGCAGCCACAAUGCAGCUAAUAGUUAUUCAUCCGAGUUGAAAAAACAAAAUGCAGAGAGGUUUGCUGUAAAUAACACAAGAGACUUAAACGCCGCUAAUCAACAACCUAUAGCACGAUUGCGGUUGAAAGAGGAGCAGAUAACAUAGUUCGUCUGAAUUAUUGCAGAAAUACAUCAUCCAUUUUCAUUGGAUAAGAAACACCUGUAAGAUAUCUUUGCCACAAUUAUGAUUUUUCAUGCUAUAUUAGGCCAAUGUUUUGAUAAUGGCCCAUGUUACCAACUACAAUUUACACACGGAAGAGGAAAUUUUAAAGACAAGAUAGAUGACAGUCAAUCUGAGGUAAACUUUCUUGGAUUGCUGUAUUUACACAGUAUAGUAUAGUAGGUAUAAUUCAUUGAAAAUCCUGUUUUGUGGAUUCUUUUGUACAUUAUCUAAAAGUAAUGUUGCAUAUAGAAAUUAUACAGUUAAGUUUGGAUUUGAUAUUUGAUUAUGCACAUAUUUUUUUACCA
Molecule: messenger RNA, 2039 nt
Organism: Mercurialis annua (annual mercury)
Lineage: Eukaryota; Viridiplantae; Streptophyta; Magnoliopsida; Malpighiales; Euphorbiaceae
Product: probable WRKY transcription factor 4
Exons: 4
Coding region: 94-1677 (527 amino acids)
Biological process (GO): regulation of DNA-templated transcription
Molecular function (GO): sequence-specific DNA binding; DNA-binding transcription factor activity
Source: RefSeq, a predicted model, not a curated record